Wickerhamiella sorbophila is the source of this 1188-nucleotide messenger RNA. Its product is annotated as Transcriptional regulator STP3. Lineage: Eukaryota; Fungi; Ascomycota; Dipodascomycetes; Dipodascales; Trichomonascaceae. The record is from RefSeq and is a predicted model, not a curated record. The transcript has a single exon. The coding region runs from base 1 to 1188 and encodes 395 amino acids.
AUGCCUUUCUCUUAUGGGUAUAAUCCCAACUCAAACUCUACCUGGAUCUCCAGCCAGGAGGAUAUGGCUUCUCCGGGCUGGAGCCUCGACUCAGUGGAGACCCCUGCAGCGCGCUUUGAAGAGGAUGGCGUCUGCGCAUGGACUCAAAUUGGCGAUCCUGUAGCCAGAGCGGGAGGAAGUUUCACCACACAUCCGUCCAUCGCUGGGAACCAAGAUGCUGGCUUUUUGGCUUCUUCACCAUGGAAAAACACGUUGUUCGACGCAGCCAAAGCCUCCAAAGAGGAUCCGGUUGUUUCCGGAGGACCCUCAUAUUACAGCUCGGAGAUCCCACUGCAACCAUCGCAACCACCUUUCCUGCGGCAUUCAUAUUCAGAUUUCGCUACUGACAGUGAUUGGGCGAGCCCUAACGUCGAUUUGUGGCAUACUGGCGAUGCUGGCUAUUUUGAACACUCGCAUCUUGCCGAUGCGUCCCCUGCAAACAUGUCUCCCCUGUCAAGGCAAUCUAGCAACGACUUUUCGUCUUUGGAGUCCCCCUCUUAUCGUAACGUUUUCAACGAGGAGCCGGCACACUACUAUGAAACGCCUUUGUCUGAAGCACGCUCCUCUCUGCAGAGUCACCUAGAAAGUAUUGACCAAGAGUCAGAUGUUGCCACUCCAGUGUCGGCUCAUCAGCACCAGCAGCGCCGUCGUCGCUCAGUUCGUAAGGGUCGUCGCCAUAGUGCUGCUGGCCUCAGUGCAACCCCCAGUGGCUCCCGCAGGUCAUCGGUUACUGACAAAAAACUUGUCUGCCCGCUUUGCAACAAGGUUUUCCAGCGCGACCUGGCCAGACAUUUGCGCACGCACGAGUCAACAGCCAGAUUUAUCUGCCCCUUCCCCCGUGAUCAGUGCUCUCAUAAACGUGGUCAGUUCAAUCGGGGUUACGAUUUCAAGAAGCACUUGCUGCACUACCAUUUCACAUUUUCAGAUGCAGGUACAGCACGUAAACUUCGGGAUUUGAACGGCAAGCUAAGCUUCCAGGGCCGCUGCUGCUGCGGCGACGAGCACGAGUUCGACGCGGAAGAAUGGCUUGACGAUCACAUCACUUGCGAACCGCCAAGGUGUCCCUUACUCAAAGGACGAACCAAAGAGGUCGUACUUCAGGAGGCUAUACAAAGAGCCGCGCACGAAGAAAAAAAUGGUCGCAGAUGA